GGCUUGCUCGUUGCUAAAACAAGAGUGAGCGCUUGAUCUAAACUUAGGAAAGUUUGGAUUUGAUUGUGCUCGUCAACAUUCACCAUGGCAGCAUCAGAUGAACGGUACGCAUUUUUAGCCGAAUGGUACGACCCGAGGGCCUCUCUGAUUAGAAAAUACCAACUUCUUUACUAUCCAAGCGAUUCAUCUGUGGAAAUGUAUGACAUAAAAAAUCGUCGCCUCUUCUUGAAACGAUCCAUGAUAGAUGGUCUUCAGGUUCAGCAUCUGUUUAUAGGAGCCAUCGUCAACAUUCAUUCUCGACAGUUGUCAAUAACAGACUAUGCCGAUGAACGCACAUCCAACCUUUUGAGAAACAAGAAUGAAAAAACACUAGCUAUGAUAAAACCAGAUGCUGUUUCGCAGAUGGGGAAUAUAAUUGACAUUAUCCAUGGAGAAGGCUUCCUCAUUUGUCAAGCAAAGAUGGUUAGGUUGACAAGGCAUGAAGCAUCACUGUUCUAUUCAGAGCACAAAGGGAAACCCUUUUUCAACUAUUUAGUGGAAUUCAUGGAAAGUGGUCCUGUAGUUGCCAUGGAGUUGAAAGGUGCUAAUGCAAUUACAAAGUGGCGGACACUUUUAGGACCAACAGACUCAGCAACUGCCAGAAUCCAGGCUCCUCUGUCAAUCAGAGCAAAAUUUGGUACAGACACCACAAAAGAUGCUGCACAUGGUUCAGAUUCACCACUAGCAGCUGAAAGAGAAGCAAAUUUUUUCUUUGGUGACAAAAGCUUCAUUGGAAAAAACACUGCUUCUUUUUCAAACUGCACUCUCUGCAUAAUCAAACCUCAUGCCAUUAUUCAAGGUAACACUGGCAAAAUCAUAUCUGCCAUAACAAGCAAGGGGUUUGAGAUCUCUGCCCUUCAGAUGUUCCAUCUUGAAAGAGCAAAUGCUGAAGAAUUUUAUGAAGUUUACAAAGGUGUUGUAAAUGAAUACCAGAGUAUGGUCGAGGAGCUGUGUUGUGGACCGUGCCUUGCUAUGGAGAUCAGAGCUCCUAAUGCACCAGUAUCAUUCAGAGAAUUCGUCGGUCCUUCCGAUCCAGAAAUCGCUCGCCAUCUACGCCCUGGAACAUUGCGGGCAAUGUUUGGCAAAGACAAGAUAAAGAAUGCUGUCCACUGCACUGAUUUACCAGAAGAUGGACUGAUAGAGGUGGAGUACUUCUUCAAAAUAUUGGAUAACCAGCAGCGGUCUUGAUUGGAAAAUGUUCUCUUAUGAAAAUUCCACCAUUGUACACACAGUUACACUAUCCAUGUCAGUUAACUUAUCACCUACUUCCUUGUUUCAUGUACAGAUAGUUUACGUAAAAUAUUAGAGUGAACAUGUACAUAGUCAAAUAAUAAAAUUUUCUUAAUCAAACUAACUUUUUAGAGUACAUUUUUGGGCAAAUAUUUCACGGUGGAAGUUAUGCUGAUUGAGAUGAGACGAAUGGAAUGAGGUGGAUUUUAAAGUUUGGUAUCUGUGAUGAUAUUAACAUAC
Messenger RNA from Pocillopora verrucosa, 1509 nucleotides. RefSeq names its product nucleoside diphosphate kinase homolog 7-like. Lineage: Eukaryota; Metazoa; Cnidaria; Anthozoa; Scleractinia; Pocilloporidae. Gene Ontology annotation, cellular component: centrosome. Gene Ontology annotation, biological process: UTP biosynthetic process; GTP biosynthetic process; CTP biosynthetic process. Gene Ontology annotation, molecular function: nucleoside diphosphate kinase activity; ATP binding. The record is from RefSeq and is a predicted model, not a curated record.